Molecule: messenger RNA, 1668 nt
Organism: Trichomonas vaginalis G3
Lineage: Eukaryota; Parabasalia; Trichomonadida; Trichomonadidae
Product: peptidyl-prolyl cis-trans isomerase protein
Exons: 1
Coding region: 1-1668 (555 amino acids)
Biological process (GO): homophilic cell-cell adhesion
Cellular component (GO): membrane
Molecular function (GO): calcium ion binding
Source: RefSeq, a predicted model, not a curated record
AUGUUACCUUUCUUAACUUACCAAGUCUUAUCAGAUCAAUAUGAUGACGACCUUAUUGUUAAUACAACAUAUCUUAGGGCUUAUUGGGGUUUGAGGUCAAGAGAUUACACAGAUUUUGAUAUUCAAUACAAUGAAUUAGCUGAUCAAGGGGGAGUAAGCUGGGUUCAAACAACAUAUUCAAACGGUGGUUGGUACCCCAUCUUCAAAGUUGAUGAUGAUGUCCAAACAAGAAUACUUGGAAGGAAUGGAGGAACAGCCACAUACAAAGGUGUAAGGGCUUCAACAAUAAUCGAAGCUGUGCCAGAACUAGGUGAAAAAUAUCUUCUUAUUACGUUUUCACUUAAAAAUGAAGAUGAACGUCCACAUACUGUUAGCGUAUCAGCACAUGCAGAUGUACAGAUUAAACACAAUGACCACGCAACAUGCUAUUGGUAUGGUAAUGAAUCGCACAGAGGUUUGACAAUGUAUGAUCCGAACUCAAAAAUCACUCUCACUAUACUUGUCAGAGGAGGCUAUAAGGUUUUUGACGCAGAUUUAUUUUGGUUUGGUAGAUGGGAAGGAACUCGAAAUCUCCACUACUUUGAUAACACCAAUGAAACUAAAAUAUUAGAAAGAACAGAUUCAGCCUUUUCAGUUAGCUGGUUAAAUCAUCAUUUAUAUCCAAACAAAACAAUUAAUUUCACUGUACUUAUGGGUGUAGGUGAAAAUUUAAUGAAUCCUUCCACUGUGAAUAUUUCCACUAAUUUUUCAGAAAACUAUAAUCCAGAAUCAGUAGUAGUGGUCACAGGUAUAGUCGAUGACAUUGAUCAAAGUGAAAAUGUUACUGUUUACUACGAAUUCGAAAAUAAAAACAGAACAUUUGUUGAUACAUUCACAACUGAGCCAAAUGGAGGUAUCAUCAAUGGAGCAUUCACAUUCAAUGUAACACUUGGAAAUGCUGUUAAUCGAUAUAAUUUGAAGGUUUAUGCUAUUGACUCUUCAAACUUAACAUCAAAUGUUUUCGAAAGAGAUCUUCUUGUGAAUGAAGCUCCAAAAGUCCAAUUUACAAAGAGACCAGAAAACGAAUAUUAUGAAGGUAGCCAUGUGAAAAUAGAAGGCAUAAUUUGGGAUGAUACAGUAGCAUCAAUUAAAUACCAAAUUGAUGAUGGAUAUAUUUGGGAAACAGGCCAAAACUUUGAAUGUUACAAAUUAACAAAGCCAUUCCGCGUUUCCUUCUCAAUUCAGGAAGAUUAUAUAAACUUUGGGCGGCAUAAAAUUUAUAUUUGGGCUCAAGAUGAAUUCGGCGUUAAGUCAUCAAUAAUUAGUUCUGAAUUCUAUUACAUCCAGUUGCAUGCUCCAGAAAUUUACAUAUCGGAAAAGAAUAACGGAAAUCGAGAAUAUCAUCGUGGUCAAAAAAUUGAAUUUAAAGUUGAUGUUCGAGAUAUUGAUAAAAAUCAAAUUGUUACUGUCAAAUACAAGAAACCAGAAGAUGAUGUUACAGCUGAAGCCGACUCUUAUAUUUCUUAUAAUACAAAUAAUCAACCUGACUGGUUCACUAUUACUAUGGAAUAUACUGUUGCAACUAGUUUAGAGAUCGGAAAAGAAGUUAGUAUCCCUAAGUCGUGUACUGAGGCACUGCGCGCCUCCUUACACAAUAUAUGUGAAUUUGACACUUUACAAAACCGUUAA